This is a messenger RNA of Lemur catta (Ring-tailed lemur), 1268 nucleotides long. It is a transcript of the gene LYRM4, whose product is annotated as LYR motif containing 4. NCBI's taxonomy places the organism in Eukaryota, Metazoa, Chordata, Mammalia, Primates, Lemuridae. Gene Ontology annotation, cellular component: L-cysteine desulfurase complex; mitochondrion. The transcript has 3 exons. The coding region runs from base 210 to 485 and encodes 91 amino acids. Gene Ontology annotation, biological process: iron-sulfur cluster assembly. The record is from RefSeq and is a predicted model, not a curated record.
CCGCCCGCAGCCCUGCCUGCUCCCGCCUCCGAAGCGGCGCCCGCCGCGCUCCGCAGCCGUGCUCUCGGCCGAGGCCCGGCCCGCUGGCAAGGCCGAGCCGCUGCGUUUUAUUUCGUUUGAGAUUUUUGCAUCGGCUGAAGUUUUGUGGGUUGGGUUAAACUCGGGACCUCCGCGAAGAGGACCCUUUUUUUUUUUUUUUCCUUUCCAAAAUGGCAGCCUCCAGCCGCGCACAAGUGUUAGAUCUGUACCGGGCGAUGCUGAGAGAGAGCAAGCAUUUCAGCGCCUACAACUACAGAACAUAUGCUGUCAGGAGGAUAAGAGAUGCCUUCAGAGAAAAUAAAAAUGUGAAGGAUCCUGUAGAAAUUCAAACCCUAGUGAAUAAAGCCAAAAGAGACCUUGGAAUAAUUCGUCGACAGGUCCACAUUGGCCAACUGUAUUCGACUAACAAGCUUAUCAUUGAGAAUCAAGAGAAGCCCAAGACCUAGGAGCCAGGGACCUGCCACCAGCGGCAGCCGGGGACCACCUUCAGCAUCCAUUCUGUGCUUGGGAGCCUCCAGCUCUGCCUCCCUGUGGGAGCCGACAGACUGAGUCACAUUUGCGUUUUGUUGCAGCCUCCACAAGAGAGGAUGGCCGUCUCCCCUCGGUUCAGUGCUAGAGUGGGGGAGGUGCGUAUGGCUGCGCCUCUCUCCUCCCGCCCCCUCCGUAGCUCACCGCCACCGUAGUGCGUUUCCGGACUUUGUGUCUUGGUCCUUGCCAAUAAAUAGGCUUGUCUCCCUAAGCCUCUCACACCAGAUAAACCCAUGGCAGUGAAAGCAUGUUCAUUUCCUGUUGCUGCAGGGCUUACAGCAGGCUGUGGGGGACCCCUGGGGAGCGUCCAGCCCUGAGCCCAGAACGCCCUUUGUGAAGGCAGAGAGUUAGGGGGGUAGGGAGUAGUGCAGGGGUACAGGGUUCACCAUGGGGCUUAUACCUGGGCCUGUGUGUGGACACACACCCAGACAGCAUCACAGCAUGAGCCCUACCUGGGAGCUUGCUGGAAACGCAGGCUCUCACGCACCUCCCCACACCUUGUGAAGGAGAGGCCACAGUCUGCCACCACCCCCAGGUGACUCACGCAGGCUGGAGUCUGCUGGCGUCUGACCCAGCGGGUGAGGCACCACAGUUUUUCUGUAUUUUUAAAGCUCCCCCUGUGUUUUUCCUGGUUAGCUAGUUUGGGGACCCUCUGCUCUGCGUAUGUUACAGGUAAUAAAGGUAUUGUUUAUGUGCUUUUA